This is a messenger RNA of Hemisphaericaspora subhashii, 753 nucleotides long. RefSeq names its product proteasome core particle subunit alpha 2 (gene PRE8). Bases 1 to 753 code for a protein of 250 amino acids. The record is from RefSeq and is a predicted model, not a curated record. Gene Ontology annotation, biological process: ubiquitin-dependent protein catabolic process. NCBI's taxonomy places the organism in Eukaryota, Fungi, Ascomycota, Pichiomycetes, Serinales, Debaryomycetaceae. The transcript is spliced from 2 exons. Gene Ontology annotation, cellular component: proteasome core complex; proteasome core complex, alpha-subunit complex.
AUGGCUGAUAGAUAUUCAUUCUCAUUAACAACUUUCUCUCCAAGUGGUAAGUUAGUUCAAAUUGAAUAUGCAUUAAACGCAGUGAAACAAGGAGUAACCACAAUUGGUAUCAAAUGUGAUAAUGGGGUAGUCUUAGCCACUGAACGUAAAUCAAACUCCCAUUUAAUCAAAAAUGAUACCAGUAGUAAAGUUGAAUAUAUUACUCCCAAUAUUGGUAUGACUUAUUCAGGAAUGGGACCAGAUUUUCGUGUAUUAGUAGAUAGAGCCCGUAAAUUAGCUCAUACCAAUUAUAAACGAAUUUAUAAUGAAUAUCCUCCAGUUAGAAUCUUAGUUCAAGAAAUUGCUAAAGUAAUGCAAGAAUCUACCCAAUCAGGAGGGAUUAGACCAUUUGGGGUUAGUUUAUUAGUUGGUGGAUAUGAUGAGAAUUCAAAUGUAUUCCAAUUAUAUCAAGUUGAUCCUAGUGGAAGUUAUUUCCCUUGGAAAGCUACUGCAAUUGGUAAAACUUCAAAUUCGGCAAAGACUUUCUUGGAAAAAAGAUGGAAUGAAAAUUUACAAUUGGAAGAUGCUAUUCAUGUAAGUUUAUUAGCUUUGAAGGAAGCCGUUGAAGGGGAAUUGAUUGGUGAGAAUUUGGAUAUUGCGGUUAUAAGUGAACCUCAAGAACAAUUAUUGGGUUUCAAGGGGACUGAAGAAGUUGGUCCUCGAUUUAAAAAAUUAUCAGCUGAAGAAAUAAAUGAUAUCUUGGAUUCGUUGUAG